AUGUUCCUCUCAUACUUUUCGAACCUCGCGUGGACUGGCCACCGCCGCCCUUCCCAUCUUCCAGAGAGAUAUGCAGAGCUUAAAAGGCAUGUUUUAGCAGACGUCGAUCACGCAGCUUUGCUUGAAAGUUGGAGGGAGGUUUUGGAGGAGGUUGGGAAUAGUGCGGAGGAAAUCAUUAGCAGAGGUGGAGAUGUGAUUCCCAGAGUUUCUUAUGCUGACAUUGAGAAAGGCUUGUCGGAGGCGCAAAUCCAUGCCAUCAAAAACACUGGUGUUGUGGUAGUUACUGGAGGUGUGCCCAAAGACGAAGCAUUAGGAUGGAAGCAAUCUAUCAAGGACUACAUCGCCUCCAACCCGGUGAAAGGGUUUCCUCCUGAAAAUAUCCAAGCCUAUGAAUUAUACAAUACCAAGUCACAGACAUAUGCUCGCACACAUCCUGCUGUACUUCGAACUCAGAAAGCUCUUCUUGGAUUAUGGCACUCAUCUUCUCCGGUUCCUAUCGACUUCUCAACCCCAAUCAGCUACUUUGACCGACUCCGCAUUCGGACACCGGGCGAUACCUCUUUCACACUUGGUCCACACAUGGACGGCGGUUCAAUAGAGCGAUGGGAGGACAAGACAUAUAGAAACGUAUACAGAAAAAUCCUCAGUGGUGGAAGCCUGUGGAAAGAGUACGACCCUUUUGAUGCCCGAUGGAGGUUGCGUGCAAGGCAGGACCUAUACAAUACUCCAAAUCAAUGCUCUAUCCUGCGCUGCUGGCAAGGCUGGACCUCCCUAUCUACCACUGGAGUCAAUGAAGGCACACUCCGAGUGCUCCCUAUGCUCUCAGCUGCGACGGCUUACCUGAUUCUCCGACCAUUCUUUCGUCCUCGUGUAUCUCUUUCUAGCCUUAGGACGCCCUAUAAAGUCCCAUUUGAGGACUGGGAAAUCGACCUUGAAAGUUCUGCUUUCCCCGGAACCACUGUACGAGGUGCACAAGAACUAAACGCAAAUACUCAUCCGCACCUCAGGCUUGACAAAACCAUGGUUUCUGUGCCCCUGAUCGAGCCAGGAGAUCAGGUCUACUGGCACUGCGACCUUAUUCAUUCGGUCGAGUCUGUACACCAAGGUACAAGUGACUCUUCAGUAUUAUAUAUACCGGCUGUUCCUUUGACCCUCAAAAACGCAUUGUAUCUCCGUGAUCAGCGUAUCAAUUUUGUCCACGGUUACCCAGCACCAGAUUUUCCAGGCGGUGAAGGGGAAUCAAAGUUCCUAGGCCGUGCUUCAGCUCAGGAUAUACAUACGCGCGAAGGGCGACAAGCUUUAGGCUUCGAGCCUUUUGUAUCUUCAGCUGGCUCAAGUUCUGUAAAGCUCCAUGAAGAGGCGAACAAGAUUCUUUUUGGCUAAUUCUGCUUUUCCUUUUCAUUCUCUGUGAUGAUAUCUGUAUGUGUGAAUCUGAGGAAUUCUAUCUCAGGGUGAGAACAUCUACGCAAAUCAACCGAAUGACUUGUUCGGUGUAUAACUGAGGCAUUUCUACGGG
Molecule: messenger RNA, 1516 nt
Organism: Serpula lacrymans var. lacrymans S7.9
Lineage: Eukaryota; Fungi; Basidiomycota; Agaricomycetes; Boletales; Serpulaceae
Exons: 9
Coding region: 1-1383 (460 amino acids)
Source: RefSeq, a predicted model, not a curated record